AUGGUGGGCUAGGGGGUGGCGGCUCUCUAUUUUUGGGUCUCCUGCGGCGCCUCAGCCGGGUAGCUGCAGUACUCCGUGUUGGAGGAGACGGAGCGGGGAGUAGCUGUAGGCAAUGUCGCCGAGGACUUGAAACUGUCGGCGGCCGCUCUGUCCUUGAGGAACUUUCGCUCUUCCAGUCACGAUGAGCCCUACUUCGGAGUGGACCCGGUCAGCGGUAGCUUGGUGGUCCGAGAGCCGGCAGACCGCGAGCGGCUGUGCGAGGCCAAAGCUGUCUGCGUCUUGACCUAUGAGCUGCACAAGAUGGGCGUUCACGUCCUGGACGCCAAGGACAACUCGCCUCUUUUGUCUGCUGGCAGCUUGCAGCCCCACAUCCCCGAGUUCCUGACACCCGAAGCCAGCUUUACUCUUCAAGCUCAUGAUGCCGACGAGGGAAGCAACGGGGUGCUAAGCUACAGCCUCAGUCGCAGCCAGCACUUCCGCCUGGAAAUGGGGGCGCGGGUCGACGGCAGCGAAUACCCAGAGUUGGUGUUGGAGAAAACGCUGGAUCGCGAGCAGCGCGCCCCCCACGCUCGGGACAGCGGGCGGCCCGCGCGCUUCGGAGACGCACAAGUCACCAUCAUCGUGGUGGACACCAACAACAACGCGCCUGUAUUUGAGCGCUCCGUAUACCGCACGAAGAUUCCAGAGACUGUCCCCAAUGGGAUUGUGUUGUUCUGAGUUCAGGCCGUCUAUCCGGAUGAGGGCUCCAAUGGGGAAAUCCGGUACUCCUUAAGCAAUAGCACGUGAGCAGAGCUGAGAUACCGUUUUCUCGUGCACCCUAGAAGUGGGGAGGUGCGUGUCACAGGUCCACCUUAAACGCUGUUGGAGGCAUACAAUAUAGAGGCGAGGGAUGAAGGCACCUUCGGUUUAGCUAGCGCUGCUGAACUGCUGGUGGAGGUAACUGACGUGAACGAUCAUGCCCCCGAGAUGAACCUCAUGACUCUAUCUAGCCCGGUUCCAGAAGACGCCGCACCUGGCACAGAGAUUGCUCUCCUCAGUGUAAGGGAUGAGGACCUUGGUCCCAAUGGUAGGGUCACUUUUAGCAUGUACAGCGGAAGCCCUUUUCAGCUAAAGGUUUCUUUUGACAACUACUACAGCCUUCUGACUGAUGGGCCGCUGGACCGGGAGCAAAUCAGCGAAUACUAGCUCCUAAUCACUGCUUCCGAUGGUGGCUUGCCCCCGCUUAGCACCCGCAGGACACUCACUGUGUAAGUUGCUGCUGUGAACGACAAUACAGCAAGCUUUCCCCAACCGCAACAGGAACUCUUUGUGGCUGAAAACAACGGGCCCGGGGCCAACCUGGGCCGUGUGUUUGCCCAGGACCCGGACCUGGGGAAGAAUGGCCUUGUCUUCUAUGAGCUGUUAGAUAUUAAUUCUGAAGGCCCGUCAGUCUCUAGCUUGGUGGCAGUGGAAUCAUCCAGUGGUAUCACUGCCAAAACUUCCUUUGACUUCGAGCGGCUCAGGGGGUUUUCCUUACAGGUGGAAGCCAGGGAGGGUGGCAUUCCUCCCAGAAGUGCAACACUGACUGUGAACUUGUUUGUAGUGGAUAGGAACAACAAUGUUCCAGUGUUGUUUCCCGUGCCAAGGAAUGGCUGUGUACCAGUGGAAAUUGUGCCCUGCUCUGCUAGAAGUGGACACUUGGUCACAAAAGUGGUAGCAGAGGAUGCAGACAGUGGCUCCAAUGCCUGGCUUUCCUACCAUGUCUCUCAGGCUUCUGAUUCUAGCCUUUUCAGAAUUUCAGCCAGUAUGCGAGAGCUGCGGACAGCUCGGUUAGUUCUUUCCACUGAUGCAGUUAAGCAGAGAGUGAUGGUAGUGGUUUGGGACCAUGGAGACCCACCACUUUCCUUUUCCAUCACUGUGGGUGUGCUGUUGAGCAACUCUGCCCCUCAAGUCCUUCCAGACUUGGAAGAUCCCUGGGAAACAGGAGGGCAGCUUUCUGCCCAGAACUUGUAUUUUGUCAUUGCUCUGGCCUGUAUUUCCUUUUUAUUUCUGGUCUUACUUUUAUUCCUGUGCAACAAGUUGAACCAGAGCCUAGGUUGUUGCUCUCAGAGCCGCUGUGCAGUUUGCUGUUGCUCUCCAGAGGAACUGAGGAAUGGAAAGAGGAUGACUUCAAAUCCUUGCAUGACAUCAACAACAAUAGAUGUUACCACAAUCGAGAGACUGUCUCAGACCUAUCUCUAUCGGGCCUCUUUGGGACUUGGUUCUGAUAACAACAGUUUGCUGUUGCUUGGGGAAUACAGUGCUGCUGACCUGAGAAAUCUGGCCACUGGAGUAGGAUUGAAUUUGCUGAUAUCUUGUAUUCAGAUUCGGAAUAGGAAAGGAGAUCAUGCAAAUAUCAAUGCCAUGGUAAGCGAAUGUUAUGGGACUUGA
Messenger RNA from Trichechus manatus latirostris (Florida manatee), 2409 nucleotides. RefSeq names its product protocadherin alpha subfamily C, 1 (gene PCDHAC1). Gene Ontology annotation, cellular component: plasma membrane. Gene Ontology annotation, molecular function: calcium ion binding. Gene Ontology annotation, biological process: homophilic cell-cell adhesion. The record is from RefSeq and is a predicted model, not a curated record. Lineage: Eukaryota; Metazoa; Chordata; Mammalia; Sirenia; Trichechidae.